Messenger RNA from Dermacentor andersoni, 867 nucleotides. Its product is annotated as cytosolic endo-beta-N-acetylglucosaminidase-like. The record is from RefSeq and is a predicted model, not a curated record. Gene Ontology annotation, cellular component: cytoplasm. NCBI's taxonomy places the organism in Eukaryota, Metazoa, Arthropoda, Arachnida, Ixodida, Ixodidae. Gene Ontology annotation, biological process: protein deglycosylation. Gene Ontology annotation, molecular function: mannosyl-glycoprotein endo-beta-N-acetylglucosaminidase activity.
AUGGGUAUUCAGUCGUCGCGGGCCAAGCGCGGCCCUCCCGAGGUGAGGGAGAUCAAAUGGGUGCCCGAUCGGGAGGCCGCACCGCUCAAGACGCUCGACGAACUGCUCGCGUACAAGGAGCAGCCCUUCCUUUGCGCCGUGGAACCGCUGUCGGACGCCAUCAAGCGCGGUAAGCCUGGGGACCCGAGGACCAUCUUCUGCCACGACAUGGGUGGCGGCUACAACGAGGACAGGUUCAUCCACGGCUGUCAUGAGAGGCACGUGUACCGGUUCCACCACUGGCAGAUCAUCGACACGUUCAUUUAUUACUCCCACCACAUGGUCACGGUGCCUCCCCCGGGCUGGAUUUCGGCUGCCCACAGGCAUGGCGUCAAAGUUCUAGGGACUUUCAUCUUAGGCAAGGACGAUGGCAAGACUAUUGGUGUUAUCAAAGGCUUAGGUCUCGUGCCCCAGAUUGCAGCCCAGCUAGCACAUGUUGCAUUCGUGGGCCGGUUUGAUGGAUGGCUAAUCAGCAUCGGGUGCGAAGUGGACCCCUGCUUCGUUCCGUUCCUCAAGGACUCGCUCAGGGCCAUCACCACAGAAAUGCACAAAGCCGUGCCUGGCUCCCUUGUCAUCUGGUACGAUGCUGUCGACGUCAACGGGAAGGCUGAGCCACACAACGAGCUCAACGAAAAAAAUUAUUGCUUUCUCGACUUAUGCGAUGGCAUCUUCCUCAACUUCCGGUGGACUAAAACCAUGCUCCAGAGGUCGGCACAACUGGCAGGCAACCGCAAAGCCGACGUCUACGCUGGGGUUGACGUGUACGCAAGGGGCACGUCCUAUUCUGGUGGCUUCGACAUGUACAAGGAGAAGUACUACACCUUUUGA